Messenger RNA from Microcebus murinus (gray mouse lemur), 2265 nucleotides. It is a transcript of the gene ODAD3, whose product is annotated as outer dynein arm docking complex subunit 3. The record is from RefSeq and is a predicted model, not a curated record. Gene Ontology annotation, biological process: cilium movement; outer dynein arm assembly. Lineage: Eukaryota; Metazoa; Chordata; Mammalia; Primates; Cheirogaleidae. Gene Ontology annotation, cellular component: ciliary rootlet; cilium; ciliary tip.
CGUCAGCCAAUGAAAGUGGUGCAAUGGAACGCGGGUGAUCUCCAUGGAAACACCGGAGGGAGGAGGGGAGGAGGUUACCUAGCAACUGGUGGAUGCUGAGAGGCCCCGCCAAGCGGUCGGAAAGUGCAUUUCCAGAGCCCAAGGAACCGGAGCUGACAGAUCCUGGACUGGGGCGACUGAGUCCUAGUUGCCCCCCCUAACCCUUAGGGGCCCCCGGCCCCAACCCAAUCAUGACGUCUCCCCUGUGCUGGGCGGCCGCCACCAACGCCCCUCCUGCUCAGGACCAGGUAACGAAGCAAUCUUCCAAGGUCAAAAACAGGAAGGCUUCGCCCAAGUAUGGCCAACCCGGAAGCAAGAGCGCCAUCCAUGGCUGGUCCCCACCCCAUUCGAAGGCAGGACGACCCCGCCGCGGUGUGGGGAAGUCCACUGUGCACUUGCAGAUGGCUGAGUUACAAAGAAAGAUACAACUGUUAGAGGGUGACCGGAAGGCCUUUUAUGAGAGCUCCCAGUGGAACAUCAAGAAGAACCAGGAGACCAUUAACCAGCUCCGCGAGGAGACAAAGGCACUGGAACUGCAGCUGAUGGACCUGCUCAAGGGAGAUGAGAAAGUGGUCCAGACAGUGAUUCAGGAAUGGAAGGCAGAGAAGCCAUACCUGAAGAACAGGACAGGCCAGCAAGCCCUGGAGCUCCUGGACCACCGGCUCAGCGAGAAGGUGAAGCAGCUCAACGUGCUGCGGCACCAGCUGGUGCUGCGCCAGAGCCGGCUGGAAGAGCUCCAGCUGCAGCACCGCCUUCGCCAGAUGGAGAUGGCAGAGGCGCGCGACAGCAACACGGAGAUAGCCAAGACCAUGCGCAACCUGGAGAACCGCCUGGAAAAGGCCCGGAUGAAGGCGGAGGAGGCGGAACACAUAACCAGCGUGUACCUGCAGCUCAAGGCCUAUCUACAGGAGGAGAGCCUUAACUUUGAGAACCGGCUGGACUUCAUGGAGGCUGAGGUGGUGAGGACCAAACACGAGCUGGAGGAACUGCACGUGGUGAACCAGGAGGCCAUCAAUACCCGGGACUUUGCCAAGAACCAGCUGCAGUAUCUGGAGGAGACCAUGCUACAGGAGCGCAGGAAGCGCGAGCGCUACGUGACCGACUGCAAGAAGCGCGCGGAGGAGAAGAAACUGGAGAACGAACGCAUGGAGCGCAAGACCCAGCGCGAGAACCUGCUGCUGCAGUCGGAGGACGCCCCCCAGGAGAUACUGCGCCCCAAGGAGGAGGAGCUGCGGCGGCGCUGGAACAUGUACCAGAUGGAGGUGCUCUUCGGCAAGGUCAAGGACGCCACCGGCACAGCCGAGACGCAUUCGGUGGUGCGGCGGUUCCUGGCCCAGAGCGACACCUUCGAGCAGUUGGAGACGCUCAAGAGGGAGAAUGAGCAGGCGCUGGCGAAGUUGAAGGAAGAGAAGCAGCGGCUGCAGCGGGAACUCGAAGACCUCAAAUACUCCGGGGAGGCCACGCUGGUGAGCCAGCAGAAGCUACAAACCGAGAUCGAGGGGCGUCUCCAGGUGGAGGAGAAGCGGCAAGCUGAGGCCCAGGGUCACUUGGUGCGCACCUUGCGGGCGAUGCAAACUGCCAAGGAGAGCCUGGAGCACCUGGCGAGCAAACUUAACCACAUCACCGUGGAGAACGGCCGCUUCCAGGGAAAGGAGUUGGAUCCCAAGGCAGGUGACUAUCUGCCGAACCUGCUGGGCCUGGUGGAGGAAAAGCUGCUGAAACUGCAAGGGCAGCUCGAUAGCCAGGACGUGCCAGAGAUGCUGCGCCACAUCGCGGACCGCGAGUUCUACGCCACCUUAGAGGGAAAGCUGCCCCAGUACAACACCCGCAUCACCCUGCCUCUCGUCAGUUCCAAGGACAAGUUCUUUGUCGACGAAGAGGAGAGUGAGGACGAGGACAACAUGGUGGUGAACCGCGCGGCGAUCAAGAUCCGUUCACAGAAGUUCAUCGAAAGCCGCAACAAGAAGCGCAGUCGGUCGCGGAGGUCCUAGACUCACUCUCGCGCUCUCCUAGCGCCUGGGGUCCCCUUCGGAGCCCCCAUCCCCUCUGGGCCCAGCGCUGGCCCACGGGGCCCCUGGAGGGCUGAACGCGGCCUGUACCCUGUACCCGAGCGGAGCAGACCGCCGGCGCGGGAGGAGAGGGGUGGCCGGGCCCGACGCUCCCACGGUAAAUCUCCCAGCGGUCCGCGCCGGCCUCGCACUCGCGCAAUAAAGGUCGCGCGCCAGC